Messenger RNA from Emys orbicularis (European pond turtle), 753 nucleotides. It is a transcript of the gene TMEM86A, whose product is annotated as transmembrane protein 86A. Gene Ontology annotation, cellular component: membrane. The record is from RefSeq and is a predicted model, not a curated record. Bases 1 to 753 code for a protein of 250 amino acids. The transcript is spliced from 3 exons. Gene Ontology annotation, molecular function: hydrolase activity. Lineage: Eukaryota; Metazoa; Chordata; Testudines; Emydidae.
AUGUCCGGGGAAAUCCGGACAUAUGGUAGCCCUAUGUUUAUGAAGCUGUGUGGGGAGAGGGUGAAGAGUGAAGGCCCCAAGCUGGUGCCCUUUUUUAAAGCCACUUGUGUUUAUUUCGUCCUCUGGCUGCCAACUUCCAGCCCUUCCUGGUUCAGUGCCCUCAUCAAGUGUCUGCCCAUCUUCUGCUUAUGGGUUUUUCUGCUGGCACAUGGAAUCAAUUUCUUAGUCGCCCAUCGAAGCGCCAGUAGGAUCUUAGCAGGGUUAAUAUUCUCUGCCGUGGGGGAUGCCUUCCUCAUCUGGCAGGAGCAAGGCUACUUUGUUCAUGGUCUGCUGAUGUUUGCCAUCACACACAUCCUGUACUCCUCAGCAUUCGGGAUGAAGCCUUUGGACCUGAAAGCCGGCUUUGUGAUGACCCUUGUUUCCAGCUUCUGCUACACCUUCCUGUACUCCUACCUCUCAGGCCCCUUCACCUACCUGGUAGCUGUCUAUAUCGCUUUGAUCGGCUUCAUGGGGUGGCGCGCCAUUGCUGGCGUGCAGCUGUGCAAUGACCUCUGGACUUGGACCAAGCUUUCGGCCUGUAUUGGCGCAGUGCUUUUCAUGGUGUCAGAUCUGACCAUUGCAGUUAACAAGUUCUGCUUCCCGGUGCCCUACUCACGUGCCAUCAUCAUGGCCACUUACUAUGCAGCCCAGAUGCUCAUUGCACUCUCAGCUGUGGAGAGCAGGGAUGAAGAGGACUUCAAAAGGAGGAAUUAG